UCCAAAACAGAACGCUGCUUUCACCAUCUUGCCAUUUUCGGCUUCCUUCCGUACUUGCUCCCUCCCUAUCAGCCUUUGGCACUUUGCUUGCUGGGCUUAGAAAACAACAUUAUGGCUGCUUCUACCGCAUCUGUCUCUACCGUCGGAUCAGUCAACAGAUCAUUAAUGGCUUUUCAAAACAGCGUUAUGGCUGCUUCUACUACAUCUCUCUCUACCGUCGGAUCAGUCAGCAGAUCAUUAAAGUUGAACUUGAACGGUUGUAAUGGAGCUGGACCAUCAGCGACGCCAACUUCUACCUUCUUGGGGAACACCUUGAAGAGCAAGCUAAGCUCCAAGGCCCCAAAAUCGCGCGGAAGUUUGAGGGUUUGGGCAGAGUACGAUGAGAAGAAGCAGACGCACAAGGACAGAUGGAAGGGACUCGUGACCGACAUGUCGGAUGAUCAACAGGACAUUACGAGAGGGAAAGGAAUGGUGGACUCCCUCUUCCAAGCUCCCAUGGGUACAGGGACCCAUAAUCCCAUCAUGACCUCCUACGACUACAUCAGCAAAGGCCUCCGCCAGUUUGACUUGGACAAUAGCAUGGACGGCCUCUACAUUGCUCCCGCGUUUAUGGACAAGGUUGUGGUUCACAUCACCAAGAACUUCUUGGCUCUUCCCAACAUUAAGGGAGGCAAAGGCCAAGGGAAGUCGUUCCAGUGUGAGCUCGUCUUCAAGAAAAUGGGAAUCAACCCCAUUAUGAUGAGCGCUGGAGAAUUGGAGAGCGGGAACGCUGGGGAACCGGCGAAACUGAUCCGGCAGAGGUACCGCGAAGCCGCCGACAUAAUCAGGAAAGGCAAAAUGUGUUGUCUGUUCAUCAACGACCUGGAUGCAGGAGCUGGACGGAUGGGAGGGACGACCCAGUACACGGUGAACAACCAGAUGGUGAACGCCACCCUGAUGAACAUAGCCGACAACCCCACCAACGUCCAGCUCCCUGGGCAGUACAACAAGGAGGAAAACCCUCGAGUCCCCAUCGUCGUCACCGGGAACGACUUCUCCACUCUGUACGCGCCCCUAAUUCGCGACGGCCGCAUGGACAAGUUCUACUGGGCGCCCACCAGGGAGGACCGGAUUGGAGUGUGCAGCGGCAUCUUCCUCACCGAUAACGUGCCCAUGGAUGACAUUGUUCGGCUGGUGGACACGUUCCCCGGCCAGUCCAUUGAUUUCUUCGGGGCGUUGAGGGCUAGGGUGUACGACGAUGAGGUGAGGAAGUGGAUCGGUGGGAUUGGUGUGGAGAACAUCGGGAGGAGGCUGGUGAACUCCAAGGAAGCGCCUCCCACGUUCGAGCAGCCCAAGAUGACGCUGGCCAAGCUGCUCGAGUACGGCAACAUGCUGGUGCAGGAGCAGGAGAACGUCAAGAGAGUUCAGCUGGCUGACAAGUACCUGAAAGAGGCAGCGCUUGGUGAUGCUAAUCAGGAUUCCAUCAACAAUGGAACUUUCUAUGGUCAGUAGUUACCUUACCUAGCUGGUUUAAGGCAAUUGAUUGCUUUCCACAAAGAUGUGAAUCGUGAGAAAUAAGCAAGGAGGGGCAUUGUAAUGCAUGUGUUGGGUUUUGGUUGCAGGGAAAGCAGCUCAGCAAGUGAACCUCCCUGUUCCGGAAGGCUGCACCGAUCCUUCUGCCCACAACUUCGACCCCACGGCUAGGAGCGAUGAUGGGAGCUGUGUUUAUCAGUUUUAAGGUCUGUGCAUCAGUAAGUAAACACAAAACAAACAGUAAAUGACGGGGGAAUAAUCAGUAUUCACUAUCCAGUAAUCAUUUCGGAGGUAAUGGUGAAUUUGGGAUAUAUGGAAAUAAGGAAUUGUAUAAAGGCAUAUAUAUAUAAAUAUAAUAAUAUUGGACAAAAUUAAAGUAAAUGAUGAUACUUUCUUUUGCUCUUGUGGACUCCUCUGUUUAGUGCAACAGAAUAGUGGAUGUUGCUGAGCCUGUGGGCGUCAAGAUCCAACCAAGUUACGCCAUAAUAAACAAACUCUUGAAACUGAAGAUAAUCUACCCAUCAUCCACUUGCAGCCAUUAUUGUGGGAGGAGCAGGAGCUCGUUGGAGAUUAGGAUUCGGUUAGCAGCAUGGGCCGUACUACAUCCAAACCGGUCUUCAACUUUCACACACUACUCAAAUCCCCACCAACAAUCGAUUGGCCGACGAAACUGAACGAGCUGAAGUAGUUUUGUGGUUCCAUGAAUCUACUUUUCUCUCACAACAUUCGUACAAACAAAAGCAGAAUUUGCCUUUCCGCUGCAUAAACGACACUUUCUUUAAUCUUUGUAACAACCCAUGUGCCUUAAAAUUGAU
Molecule: messenger RNA, 2327 nt
Organism: Linum tenue
Lineage: Eukaryota; Viridiplantae; Streptophyta; Magnoliopsida; Malpighiales; Linaceae
Source: the annotation of a GenBank genome assembly